This is a messenger RNA of Schistosoma spindalis, 2733 nucleotides long. The record is from the annotation of a GenBank genome assembly. NCBI's taxonomy places the organism in Eukaryota, Metazoa, Platyhelminthes, Trematoda, Strigeidida, Schistosomatidae.
AUGGGCCGGAAAAGUUCCACUCUGUCUUGUACACCAAGGCGUUCUACUCGACCAAUUAGGUCAACUGAUGAAGUCCAAACAGCUCCUGAAAAUAAGAAGUCGGUUAAUCCAACUAAAAAGCCAUGUCACUUGACCACAAUCGAGAAAAGUGCUUCCAGUAACGAAGAUGAACAUGCAUUCGCUUUGAAUAAGCAUAUAAAAAGACGUAGUAAACGAAUUAGUUCAAGAGUAGAAACACAGAAACCAAGUCUUAAAGGAACAUUGGGUUUGGAGAAAGAAAGUAAAUUGUUCGGAGAAGAUAAACAGUUAUUGACAGAUGGCCAUUUUCAAGAUGAGUGUAAUUACAGCGAUUCAAGUGAUUUCGUAUCCCAGUGCUCAAGUGUCGAAAGACCCAAAAGCAAGAAAAAAGGCAAUUUGCGCUUAUUUUCAGAAUUCAAACAUAAGAAUGUGGCUAAAAGACUAAUUAAACCAUCGAAAAACGUUAAUGUAGUUGAGAAUUUUCAAAGUAUUGUAAAUGAUGACUCGGACGACGAAACAGAAUGGGUUGAAGUGGAUGAUGAGCCAACUAAUGAAGUAGAUUUCAUGCAUAACCUUUUGAAUUCCAGUUCAAAUACUGUACCUUGCGAAGAUGGGGGAAAAGAACCUGCAUCACUAACUGUAGCUGUCCCUUUUGAUAGUCUCACUAAAAAACAUACUAAACAAGAUCCGAAACUUCUCGAGUUACUUGCACUAAAACGUAAACUAAAAGAACAUUACUCAUUGAUGCAUUCGGUUCAUGUGUUGUGUUUUCUUGCUCAUAGUCGUGUGAUAAAUCGAACUUGUGACAGUUCCUUAUGUUGGGCUUUAGGUAUUUCACUUUUGGCUAAUACAAACGCAGUGUACAAUCAAAAAACAAAACAGUUUAUCAAAUUAUCAUUGUGGUCAAUUGAACAUGUAGAAGCAUGUCUUGUUUCGUUGUUGUCUUAUCAAGGAAUGCAAUUAUGUACUGAAAAUAAUUCAUGCGAUGAUUAUGAAUACCAACUUGUUCAUCGUCUGUCAGAGUCUAAAUCAACUGAAGGUGAUUGUCUCAUACUACUUGUUGCAGCUCUUCGUUCUCUUGGAUUCGAUGUACGAAUAAUCCUUGGUCUUCAUCCAAUACCUUUAUUACCUAGUGAAACAGCGACCAAAAUUCUUACGUCUACAACUAAAGAAAUUAAAAGUUCCAAUAAAGGAAAACAUAAUCGAAAAAUCAUUUCUUCAGAUGAAGAAAACAUAUUUGAUACUGAUUGCGAUCAUCAUUAUUAUAAUGAGAAUCCAAAAUCCAGCAUUACUCUAUUUGCUGAAGUAUUUCUACCGAAAUUGAAUCGUUGGGUGUGUAUUGAUCCAUCAUCGCCUACAGGCGUUGUGGAUAAAGUGAAUUUCAAACAUGGAUCUUUAUAUGUUAUCGGUGCUUGUUCUGUACGAUCAGCGAGUCCUGAGUUAGUAUCUUACGUUGGUAGAAAUCCUGUUGACCUGUCUCCUCGUUAUGUUCAGGAUUGGUGUGUUUCUGCUCGUACUCAUCGCAUUCCUGCUGAAAAGUGGAGUAGUUUUCUUGAUAUACAAAGUAGAUUUUUUGAUAAAGAUGCCGUUGAAUAUGAUGCUUUAGUUUCUAAGUUAAAUACACUUUCAACUUUUCAAAGAGAUAGAAAAGAUAAGGAUUCUAUUCAAGAAAAGCUUUUAUCUGAACCUCUACCUAAACGUAUGCAAGACUUUAAGAAUCAUCCAUUGUAUGUUCUCCAACGCCAUUUACUUAAAUUUCAAGUUAUUCACCCACCUGAUUCAAUCCCCUUGGGAUAUUUUCGUAAUGAACCGGUUUAUUCUCGUGAUUGUCUCCAUCUUUGUCAUACCAGAGAAUCAUGGUUAAAAGAGGCUAUGACUGUUCGUCUUCAUGAAAAACCUGCAAAAGUUGUUAAAGCUCGUUUAUCAAUGAAACGUAAGUUGUUACAAGGUUCCGAUUCUACACCUCCAACUGUUGAAAUAUUUGGUCCAUGGCAAGUGGAACCGUAUGUACCACCGAAAGCUGAAAAUGGUAUUGUCCCACGUAAUGCGCAUGGAAAUGUUGAUUUGUUUAAACCGUGCAUGCUUCCCAUAGGCUGUGCACACUUAUGUCUUUCUGGUAUUCAGUAUAUUGCUAAAAAACUUGGGAUUGAUUGUGCAGAAGCUGUUGUUGGUUGGACAUUUCAUGGUAGUGGUUGGGCUCAUCCAAAUCUAAAAGGAUAUGUUGUUUGCAAAGAGUCUGUACCAGUUCUUAUUGAUGCAUGGCGUACAGAACAAAUGAAUGCAGCAAAAUUAGAGCAUGAAGAACGAAUAGAACGUGCGCUAAAAAACUGGAAACGAUUAGUUCGUGGACUUUUUAUAUGGCAUCGAGUUAAAGCACAAUUCGCUUUAGCUCCAUUGCAUAAUAAACAGGCUACUAUUGAAAAAUACGAAAAAAACAAAACAGUAAAACAUAAAAAAAUAACUGGCAAAAAAGGCAUUCCAUUGUAUCUUAAAGAAGAGGAAGAGAAAAUUCUUCAAUCUUCAAUCUCUCUAGAUAUCCCAGUCAAAAAUGUUGAAACUGACAAAGGAUGGAUACGUUUAGGUACAGAUGAAAAAGCUCAUUUAUUACCUAAAUUAUUGUCAAUCGCUAAAUCAUGCACUCCCAAACGUUGUAAUCCACCUAGAAAAAAGCGUAAUACAAUUAAAUAUAAAGAAUCUUCAAUGAAUAGGAUCUGA